UUGUCCAACUUCUAAGGCAAAUUCGAGUUCUCUAGCUGUCUCUGUGUGUGUCACUUGUUGAGUAUACAAUAAAAAGAUCAAAAAUAAUUUUAGCGUAUUGAAAAAGCUAGUAACUCUCUUAAGGUACAUUUCCGAUACACAGAGUUUUUAAAGACUUUCCUGAAUAUGCUGUAAACGAAAGUUUAACGUUGGAAACCAGGAAAAAUAAAUAUUUGAGUGAGCAUCACCUACACAUGCUUAUUUAGGAAAGGAUAAAGAUCCUUUUGGAAGAAGAAAAACACCCUUAUUGAGAAUUGCAGCAAAUAAGCAAACAAGGUAUUUUCAGGAUGAUCUUAUUAUGCCAAAUGGUACAUUUCAUUUUAUUUGCCUCUGUUUCUGGUGGGAUGUGGGAUAAGACAAUAUCUGCUGUCACCUUAAACAUUGUCCUGGAGAACCCGGUCGGCACAGUGAGGAGGAAAGAAGAAAUAAAAGAAUGUGUGACAAGGCUGUUCAAAGACUCCUACUUUCAAGGAGGAGAUAUUGCUACUGUGUUUACACCAAGUGCCAAGUACUGUCAAGUGGUCUGCACCCAGCACCCAAGAUGUUUGCUCUUCACGUUUAUGUCUGAAACGUCAGCUGAGGAUCCUACUCAAUGGUUUACCUGUGUCCUAAAAGACAGUGUCACAGAAACACUGCCAAGGGUGAAUAACACAGGAGCGAUUUCUGGAUAUUCUUUCAAGCAAUGCCCGCACCAAUUAAGUGCUUGCCACAAAGAUAUUUAUGUGGACCUGGACAUGAAAGGAAUAAACUAUAAUGACUCUAUUGCCAAGAAUGCUCGAGAAUGCCAAGAGAGAUGCACAAAUGACAUCCACUGUCACUUUUUCACAUAUGCAGCAAGGGAUUUUCCCAGCGAAGAGCAUCGUAAUAUUUGUCUGUUGAAGUACACCCAAACAGGGACACCAACCAAAAUAACGAAGCUCCGCAAUGUGGCAUCUGGCUUUUCAUUGAAAUCCUGUGCGCUUUCUAACCUGGGUUGUAUUAGGGACAUCUUCCCUAGUACGGUGCUUGCAGACAGCAACAUCGACAGUAUUUUGACUCCGGAUGUUUUUGUCUGCCAACGCAUUUGUACUCAUCAUCCCAAUUGUUUGUUUUUUACCUUCUUUUCCCAGGAAUGGCCAAAAGAAUCUCAAAGAAAUCUUUGUCUCCUUAAAACAUCUGAAAGUGGAUUACCAAGUACUCGCAUCACAAAAAGCAAAGCUCUCUCUGGUUUCAGUCUACAAACUUGCAAGCACAGCAUCCCAGUCCUCUGUCAUUCUUCAUUUUACCAUGACACUGACUUCUUGGGAGAAGAACUGGACAUUGUAGAAGUGAAAGGUCAUGAAGCCUGCCAGAAAAUGUGCACCAACACCAUUCGCUGCCAGUUUUUCACCUACUUCCCACCUCAAGAAUCUUACCGUGAAAGGAAGGGCAAAUGUUACUUAAAACUUUCUUUCAAUGGAUCUCCAACUAAAAUACUUCAUGGAAGAGGAGGCAUCUCUGGAUAUACACUAAGGUUAUGUAAAAUGGAUAAUGAGUGCACAACCAAAAUCAAACCCAGAAUUGUUGGAGGAACUGCAUCUGUUCGAGGUGAGUGGCCAUGGCAAGUGACACUACAGAUCAUGUCACCCACCCAGAGACACCUCUGUGGAGGCUCCAUCAUUGGAAACCAGUGGAUAUUAACGGCUGCACAUUGCUUCUUUGGUGUAGAGUCACCUAAAAUUCUGCGUGUCUAUGGUGGCAUUGUAAAUCAAUCUGAAAUAAAUGAGAGUAAGUCUUUUUUUGGAGUUCAAGAAAUAAUAAUUCAUGAUCAGUAUGAAAUGGCAGAAAGUGGAUACGAUAUUGCCUUGUUGAAACUGGAAACAACCAUGAACUACACAGACUUGCAACGGCCCAUAUGCCUACCUUCCAAAGGAGAUAGAAACGUAAUAUAUACUGACUGCUGGGUGACUGGAUGGGGGUACAGAAAACUAAGAGACAAAAUACAAAACACUCUUCAAAAAGCCAGGGUACCUUUGGUGUCAAAUGAAGAAUGCCAGACAAGAUACAGAGGGCAUAAAAUAACCAAUAAGAUGAUCUGCGCAGGCUAUAAAGAAGGAGGGAAGGAUGCUUGUAAGGGAGACUCCGGGGGGCCCCUGUCCUGCAAGCACAAUGAGGUCUGGGUUUUGGUGGGCAUCACGAGCUGGGGUGAAGGCUGUGCUCAAAGGGAACGACCAGGCAUUUACACCAACGUGGCCAAGUAUGUGGACUGGAUUUUGGAGAAAACUCAAGCAGCAUGAAGGAGUUUCCAGGUGCCUUUGGCCCCCUGAAUGACAUGCCAGAUUGCUUCCUGGAAGAGGGAAGAGGGUGUUGCUACCCCUGAAGAAGAUACGGUGACAGCAUGUUUCUUCCACAGUCAAAAGUCCAAUAGGCGUGGUAUUUGCAAGAAUGUACCCCAGGGAAAACAAACCGUCAUUUUUAAAACUCCCAUUCUUGGAUAAUCACAACUGUUUCCAGCAUCAAGUUUCUUGCUUUCUGAUCAGACUUUCAUUCAGUCAAAGAAAUACUAUUUUUGAAGAUUAUAAUAUGGCAGAUAUAUUAGAAAAAUAUCAAGUACUGGCACCAAGAGAUUAGGUAGGAGGACUGCUAAAAGAAACCACCCCAAAAAAAGAUUCAUUAAAAGAAAGUGGAAACUGGAAGAAAUGGUGACAAGGACAGUCCCCAUCAAUUUGCAGGAAUCUGUACUCUGCCUACAUUAACAUGUUUCUGCUAUAAAGAAUUAUAUGAAUUCACUGACAGUUUUUUAGAAUGGUCAGAAAUUCUUGUCUUUUCGAUGUUUAAUAUAUAUGUAUUUCAAAUCGAGUUGGGUAGGCACAAACUACAGAGGAAUGUGAAUGAAGACUCCAGAAUUUCUCCGUGAGAGAGGACAGGGUACAGCAAUUUACCUGGAAGAGACACCUUUAGUGGACAAAUCUUAAAGAUGUACUUGCCUGGAAAACUAUUUGUGCAUAGAUGGUAGAUUUAAUGGCAGCAUUAUAGGAGGGGGAGGCUGAUGGAAAUGAGGGAAGCCAGCCACCCCCAGCCCCAAGGAAAAGCAGCCUUGGACAGAAAUUAAUAUAAAUUGCAUCGAUACUACAGGUAAAAACAAUCUGGAGCAAAUGGAUGAUUAUAGUACAGUCCCUGUAUUCUAAAUAGUGGGGUCUUCUCUUUCCUGUAAGUAUUUAAAAUUGUACAAUUGCUGUUCUGGAAUAAUUUAAUAACCUAGAAUUUGAAUGGCUUUUGAUUUGUAUUAAUAGCUAGACAACUCAUCCAAUAAGAAAAGUAUUUAUUGAAAACAAUUAUGUGAUAAUAUCAUCCUGAACUUUGGGGAUACAGGGUGAGUGAUUUGUUCCUAGUUUUAUGAAGUUUACUGUCUACUGAGCAACAAAAUAAAAUACAUACAAUUUGUAAUUUUAAACCGAAUUAGAAGGAUGCACCAGGUUUUAUGAGAUGAGAAAGCAAGACAGGCACUUGGAGAAAGCUCAAGAUCAGGAUAAAAAGGAUGUGUUCCUGAGGAAGAUAGAACAACAGCAAACCAUGUAACAUAAGAUAUUACUUCCAUUAUAACAAAGUAAUGUUUUUUUUACAGGAGGGGAAAAAAAAAAAAAAAGACAAAUCAGCUUCAAGUAUUUUCGAUUCAUUUCUCCAUUUUCCCACUAGAUGGCACUUUUAUACCUCUGUUAAAUUUUAAAGCAGCAUGUGAGCAGAGCCCAUUUAAUUUAUAUGUUGAAACAAAUUCUAUGUAUAUGUAAUAUCUGGGAACAUUAAAUCAAAUCAACCACUUCAA
Sciurus carolinensis (gray squirrel) is the source of this 3820-nucleotide messenger RNA. It is a transcript of the gene F11, whose product is annotated as coagulation factor XI. The transcript has 16 exons. Gene Ontology annotation, molecular function: protein binding; serine-type endopeptidase activity. The record is from RefSeq and is a predicted model, not a curated record. The coding region runs from base 327 to 2294 and encodes 655 amino acids. Lineage: Eukaryota; Metazoa; Chordata; Mammalia; Rodentia; Sciuridae. Gene Ontology annotation, cellular component: extracellular region. Gene Ontology annotation, biological process: proteolysis.